AUAAUGGUUUAGCUGGAAUUUUAUAUGCCUUCUCUACUGCUUUGCAGAGUAGAUUUAAUAAAGCAAAAAAAAAAGAACCACUUAUUCUAUCAUUGAGAGAAAAGAAGAUCAAGUUGGAGACUAUUAUGUGCACUGUGCUGCCUCCUGGUCCUUCCUCACCAUAUGCCAAUAAGGUUGAAAAGAGAAGCUCAAAAGGGAGUCUGGUUCUUACAUUUGUCUGGAUGCUAAUGCUAUACAUGGACAUGAAAGAGCAAGACCUGGAAGAACAUGAAAACUGAAGAGCCACAGAACUUUGCUGUACCUGAAGCACAUCAUCCUCAUUGGCAUGGGAAGGAAAUUAAAAGCAGAUAAUUGAAUUCUGCCAUGACUCUGAAAUGCUAAAACCCCAGAAUUUCUCAUGCUCCGGAUCCUGCUGUUUUUGGGACUUUCCAGCUUGGACAGAUGCUUCUGGAGGAAUGAGGCCUUCCUGUCUCACAGCCACUUCUUCCAUUCGCUCUGGUUCCCAAAACCUCCCCUGAAUCAGAAUGGGCUGUGGGGUGACCAUGGACAAGAGGCUUUAGAAUCUGCUCAUGUUUGUGUGAUCCAUGCAACAGCCACAGGAACUGAAAUACUCAAAAAUUUAGUGCUGCCAGGUAUCGGUUCAUUUACAAUUGUUGAUGGGAACGAAGUCACUGGAGAAGAUGUCGGAAAUAACUUCUUUUUACAAAAAAGCCAUAUUGGCCAGAAUCGAGCCCAGAGUGCCACAGAGCUCUUACAAGAAUUAAAUAAUGAAGUCUCUGGAAAUUUUGUGGAGGAGAGCCCAGAAAAACUUUUAGAUAAUGAUCCAUCCUUUUUCUGUCGGUUUAACAUGGUGGUUGCAACCCAACUACCAGAAAGUACAUUGCUACGUUUAGCUGAACUUCUCUGGAACUAUAACAUCCCUCUGUUAGUCUGUAGGACUUAUGGAUUGGUUGGCUACAUGAGAAUCAUUAUUAAAGAACAUCCAGUCGUAGAAUCUCACCCUGACAAUGCAUUAGAAGAUCUGAGACUGGACAGUCCAUUUCCAGAGCUGAAAGAACAUAUUCAAACAUAUGACUUGGAUCAUAUGGAAAAAAAGGACCAUAGCCACACUCCAUGGAUUGUGAUUAUGGCAAAGUACUUAGCAAAAUGGUACAGUGAGAAAAGUGAUCAGUUACCUAGGAGUUACAAAGACAAGGAAGCUUUCAGGCAGAUGAUUAGACAAGGUAUUUUAAAGAAUGAAAAUGGGAUCCCAGAAGAUGAAGAGAACUUUGAAGAAGCUAUGAAAAAUGUGAAUGCAGCACUAAGUACUACAAAGAUUCCAAGGUGUAUUGAAGAACUUUUUAAUGAUGAAAAUUGUAUCAAUCUCACAGAGCAGUCACCAAACUUUUGGAUUUUAACUCGAGCUGUAAAAGAAUUUGUGGCAAAUGAGGGACAAGGAACUCUACCUGUUCGGGGCACUAUUCCUGAUAUGAUAGCAGAUUCUAGUAAAUUUAUCAAAUUGCAAAAUGUAUACCGGGAAAAAGCAAAGAAAGAUGUUACUGCUGUGGGUAAUCAUGCUGCUAAGUUGUUACAGUCACUGGGCAAGCCACCAGAGUCCGUUACACAGAGAGAAUUAAAAUUGCUCUGCAGCAAUUCAGCAUUUCUUCGAGUAGUGCGGUGUAGAUCUCUAUCUGAAGAAUAUGGCUUAAAUACUUUUAACAAGGAUGAAAUUAUUUCCAACAUGGAUAACCCAGACAGCGAGAUUGUGCUAUAUUUAAUGCUCCGUGCAGUGGAUAGAUUUCAUAAACAACAUGGUAGAUACCCAGGUGUAUAUAAUUACCAAGUGGAAGAUGAUAUUGGGAAAUUGAAAUCUUGCCUCAGUGGUUUUCUUCAGGAACAUGGGCUGUCUGUAACAGUGAAGGAUGACUAUGUUCACGAAUUCUGCCGCUAUGGAGCUGCAGAACCACAUACUAUUGCUGCAUUUGUUGGAGGAGCUGCUGCUCAAGAGGUCAUCAAGGUGAUUACGGGACAGUUCGUCAUUUUCAAUAACACCUACAUCUACAGCGGGGUGCCGCAGACCUCCGCUACCUUCCAGCUCUAGAGUCGCCCCGCCCCGCCGGGAAGCUCUCCGCCUCUCGCCGCCUAUUAAAAGUUCUCGUUCGCCCUCGUUAUGACGUCAUCGCGCGGUGUUUCUUCUCCGGCCGCGCCGGGCCCUGGGGGCGGGGCCGAGGGCGGGGCCGCCCCAGGUCAC
Molecule: messenger RNA, 2230 nt
Organism: Alligator sinensis (Chinese alligator)
Lineage: Eukaryota; Metazoa; Chordata; Crocodylia; Alligatoridae
Gene: NAE1
Product: NEDD8 activating enzyme E1 subunit 1
Exons: 21
Coding region: 398-2080 (560 amino acids)
Biological process (GO): DNA damage response; protein ubiquitination; ubiquitin-dependent protein catabolic process
Cellular component (GO): nucleus; cytoplasm
Molecular function (GO): NEDD8 activating enzyme activity; ubiquitin activating enzyme activity
Source: RefSeq, a predicted model, not a curated record